CACGUGCCCUCUCUCCACCCCUUCUCUCUCUCUCUCUGUCUCUCUCUCUCUCUUUGGUCCAUUAGCAGGAAGAACAGAUCAUAGACAGACGAGAAGAGACACCCAAGGCAGACGGAGCGCAAGAAGAAGAAGAAGAAGAGGAAAAAGAAGAAGAAGGAAACAACAAGGGAUAGAAGAGAAGAAGACAAAGGAGAAGCCAGUCAGCAUGGAUGUUCUAAAGAAGGGGUUCUCCAUCGCCAAGGAUGGAGUGGUGGCGGCCGCUGAGAAGACCAAGGCCGGCGUGGAGGAGGCCGCUGCCAAGACCAAGGAGGGCGUCAUGUAUGUGGGGAACAAGACGAUGGAGGGAGUAGUCACUGGUGUUAAUACAGUCGCCCACAAAUCGACUGAACAGGCGAACAUCGUGGCAGACACCGCUGUCACCGGGGCCAACGAGGUUGCCCAGGCAACAGUGGAGGGGGUGGAGAAUGCAGCCCUGGCAAGUGGAUUCGUUGCCAAGGAGGAGGCGGAACCUGUGAGUGAGGAGGCUGACCUCCCAAAAACAGAAGCAGGAGGAGAAGAAACUCAACAGGAUGCACAGUAGACUCUCAGUACGACCAACCAGAAGUCACUUCCUGUUUCUUCCCGUCCAAUGAGGAACAAGAAAAGAGGACCCUUCAUUGUAGCCGACAGCGGAACUUCUAACCUUUGACCUAUUGACCCUGAUAACCCUAAAACACCCCUCUGUGUUCUACUGUGUGUAACUUAACCUCAUUAGCCGACAGCAAAACUCCUCCUCUUGCCUCCUGUUGUCAUGGUAACACUGCCUCUGCUUUACACAUACACAAACGGCGAAUUCAAUCAGAUGUCUCACCUGAUUGGUCGGUGUGGAAUGACAUCAUAGGAGCUGAGCGCUCACAUAAUUACGCUGCCUCUGUGUCCUGUAAGCCACACCCCCUUCCUGUCAGUCACUGGGCUGACUCCGCCCCCUGUCAGAAGGACAUCUGAAGCCUUUCUGUGCAUGUUGCUCUACUCACACACUAAAAAUAACCACAAAACACACACACACACACACACACACACACAUACACACUGCUGACAUUAACGAUGCUUCAGAACCAAUUUUAUAGAACAAUAAGUGAAAUAAAGACAAGUUUUAAACCA
This is a messenger RNA of Sphaeramia orbicularis (orbiculate cardinalfish), 1140 nucleotides long. RefSeq names its product alpha-synuclein-like. The transcript is spliced from 6 exons. The coding region runs from base 206 to 580 and encodes 124 amino acids. Gene Ontology annotation, molecular function: cuprous ion binding. Lineage: Eukaryota; Metazoa; Chordata; Actinopteri; Kurtiformes; Apogonidae. Gene Ontology annotation, cellular component: axon terminus; neuronal cell body; cytoplasm. The record is from RefSeq and is a predicted model, not a curated record. Gene Ontology annotation, biological process: synaptic vesicle endocytosis; synapse organization; chemical synaptic transmission.